AUGCCACUGUACAUGGCAGCUUUAUCUGGAAAGAAAGAUAUGGUGAAGUAUCUGUAUGAAAAUUCCGAAAGAAUGACUAGCGGUCUUUGGACAGAUGAGUGUCGGGGUGGUGUUCUCUUGGCAUGUGUUGAGGCAGGGCUAUUUGAUGUUGCGCUACAAAUAGUGAAAGAUCGUCCAGAACUUGUUGAGAGCGAAAGAAGUCUACUUGGAGUUCUAGCUCAUAACCCUGGCGCAUUUAGGAAACAGUAUAACUUGAUCGAAAAAUUUGUUUUUCUACGCGAUGGAUAUGACGGACUUGUUAACGAGGGAAAUCAAGCCAUGGAGUUGCUUAGAAUCAUUUGGGGACAUAUUUUGAAAUUACCCAAGACUAAAAUUGAUGACAUACUAAGAGGGCCUCCUGACCAGAUUAUGGGUGAUAAAUAUUCCUCGAGGGUACUAUUUGCAGCUGCACAAAUGGGAAACACGGCAUUUAUAGUUGAGCUAAUACGUCAAUAUCCAGAGCAAGUACUAGCACUAAAUGAUAACAAGCAAAGUAUAUUUCACAUUGCUAUUACAUAUCGAUAUAGGGGUAUCUACUCUUUAUUGCAUGAUAUAGGCUCAAUGAAGGAAUCAAUAGUUGAUCUUGAAGACGAAAAUGGUAAUAAUAUGUUGCAUUUAGUCGGGAUCCUCAGUGAGACAGGAAGGAGUUAUCUAUUGAAGGACAUUCCAGGCCCAACUUCACAACUGCUAGAAGAUCUAGCAUGGUUUCAGAACGUGUGGACUAUACUCCCAGAAGAACAAAGCUGGCCUAAGUCCACGUGA
Molecule: messenger RNA, 801 nt
Organism: Lactuca virosa
Lineage: Eukaryota; Viridiplantae; Streptophyta; Magnoliopsida; Asterales; Asteraceae
Source: the annotation of a GenBank genome assembly